UUUCGGAAUGCUAAUUUGGGAACUUUGUUAUGAAAAAAUUGCUUAUAUAAACAUGAAUUUAAAAGAAAUAGUAGAUCAUGUUUCAAGUAACAAACGUGAAGAACUUCCAUUAGGAAUAUUUAACGGUCCUAGUGAUAAAAUUAUUCAAAAAGAAUUUAUUGGAGUAAUUGAAAAAGUUUUUGAAAAAUUAGCCUUAACCUAUCCAAUUGCUGAUAAUACUUUUCAGCUUUUAGAAAAUGGAACUAUAGACUUUGAUGGAGAAAUUGCUAAAUCUAAAAAUUUAAGAUUGCCAAAAUUCAGUGAAGAAUUUGUGCUUUCUGAAACAAUUAAAGCUGCUUGGAAAUGUUUUGAUGAAAAUGCUAGCUUUGGUAAUUCAUUGGCGAAAUAUUGGAAAGGUUAUUAUUUAUAUGAAGGUCAUUUUGUUAAUAAAGAUAUAUACCAAGCAACCAAAUUUUUUAAAGAAGCCGCUGACGAUAAUAUUACUGAUGCUCAAUUUCGAUAUGCAUUCUCAUUACUUUCUGCGGCUGUUUUGGGUGACCUUUAUUUGAAAGGAAAGCUCGGUGUAGAGCAAAAUAAAGAACUUGGACUAAGCUAUUUGAGAUUAGCAGCCUUGGAAGGCAGCAAUAAAGCA
This is a messenger RNA of Dentiscutata heterogama, 631 nucleotides long. Lineage: Eukaryota; Fungi; Glomeromycota; Glomeromycetes; Diversisporales; Gigasporaceae. The record is from the annotation of a GenBank genome assembly.